GAAACCUUUGUUAAUAUAAAUGCCUUGGUAUAAAGCUAAAUAUAUAAUAUAUAGACAGGCGGAUAAAUGAAGAAAUAAGUAAACUUGUUAAGUAGAAACUCCUCAUUUAAAAAGAUGAAACCGUGUAAAUUAUGAAAAGGUGGACCUUACAAACGUAUUGGAAAAUACUAUUGUGUGCUAAUUCUAGUCGGUUGGAAAAGUGAUAAGAAAAAAUACUAGACAAAUAACUUGAUAGUAAAUCUACCAUACAUACUCAAAUGUGUUUUAGUCUGUAUUUAUGAUAACAUUGCUUCUUAAUUUGUGGUCGAUUGAUACGAGCAUUAAAGGAAGCUUGCUUAAAUUAAAAUUAUUAUGACAUUUUAAGAUACAUAGACCUUUUAUUUAAAUUUACAGAAAGAUCUAAGAAACUUUACAAGCACUUUUCAAUAUAAACGAGUAGACUAACGAGUUUCAUAGGAUUUGAAAAGUGCAUAAUUAGAAAUACGAAUAGGCAGAUAGACUGGUCCAGAAAAAAAAUCAGAAAUUAGUACGAUGCUAUAUUUCAUGUAGAUCUAAAACUAUAAUCAAUGCAGUAUUUAGUAGUAACUUUCGAAAUAAAAAAGUUAGUGUCGACAAAUACUUUGCGCAUGACGUCGUAGGAAGCCUGUCACGUAUUAGCAUCCUUUACCGAGGAAAAGCUCUCAAAAUACGAAGAACUUUAUAAAGUCAACGCCGGUUGCUGAAUUCUGCGAAAGUACAUGUAUUACUUGCAGUCAGAAUAUUCACCUUCAAGGACGACGAAAACAAAAAUAAAAAGGAUAAGAAUUAAUUUUUAGCUUUCUUGACUUUAACUUUAGGCUAGUUUAAUUAUGCGUUUUUAUCUAAAAAGAACAGUUUCAUGGGUCGUAUUGAUUCUCUCAAUUUUAGUUACGAUUGAUUGGGUUUUAUUGAACAGCUCAAGUCCUUCUUUUACCGAUAAGAGACAGUUAUCUUUACGAAAACGAAAAAAACCUGAUGUAUUUAAUUCUACAAAAAUAGUAGAUCUACAUACCACACGAAAUAAAUCUGAUUACAUAGGAAAUUUACAAGUUAUAUCACGAGGAAAUCUGCACGAGACUUCCCAAGGAAUUUCAAAUCUUAUCUGGCCGAAUAGGUUUUCUUAUGAUAAUGACAGAAUUGUCAAUCAGUUGAAAUUCAAACUUAACAAUCAAAGUAGAACAGACGGAAAACAACCAAAAAAUAUUCCGAUGAAGAUGAUAUUUAUAGAUUCUGGAUUUAGCGAUAAACCAUCCGGACGAACCAUGUUUCUAGAAGAUAAAUGUAACGUGGACACUUGCGAGAUUACGCGAGUUCGAAAAUAUUCUAAAACUGCAGAUGCCAUAUUUUUUCAGUCAUCUAUGAGAGCUGAUUCUUACCAGAAAUCUCCUCAACAGAUUUGGAUCAUUUUUAUGCUUGAGUCCCCAUACAAUACUUUUGCUUUAAAACCAGACUCGGCCCCUAGCUUGUUUAACUGGACUGCAACCUAUCGACAUGACUCUGAUAUAGUCGCUCCAUACGAGAAAUUCGUUCGAUAUGACGAUAACAUCAAAUUUCUUCCGCAAAAUAAAAGCUACGCUCAGAAUAAAAGUAAAAAAGUAGCUUGGUUUGUAUCAAAUUGUGGGGCAAGAAAUCAACGACGAGAAUAUGCCCGUGAACUAUCGAAAUAUAUUCGAGUGGAUAUAUAUGGACAAUGUGGAACCUUGAAAUGUCCAAGAAAAGAUCAAAAGUGUUUUGAAAUGCUUAAUACAGACUAUAAAUUCUACCUGGCAUUUGAGAACUCUAACUGUCGAGACUACAUCACUGAAAAAUUCUUUGUGACUGGGCUUCAGCAUGACGUCAUUCCAAUCGUAAUGGGAGCUGCCCCUGAAGACUAUGCUCGAGCGGCCCCUCCUCAUUCUUUUAUUCAUGUCGACGAUUUCGAAUCCCCAGAACAACUUGCUCAAUACCUACAUAAAUUAGACCAAAAUGAUGAUCUCUACAAUGAAUAUUUCCGUUGGAAAGGCACGGGAUCAUUUGUCAAUACAUUCUUCUGGUGCCGUGUUUGUGCCAUGUUGCACGAUACUUCACGAGAAUCCCAUAGCUACCGUGACUUAGAGAAAUGGUGGCGAGGAGACGGUGUUUGUAUAGGAAAAGACAAUUGGAGAAUACGAAAACGGACUUCAAAAUAUAUUUCAAGCGAUUAUCUGGCAUAGAUGUACACCUUAUCAAGCUGUUAGUUUACAGGUCCGUGGGAACGGGUGGUUACUACAUUUAAUCAUUAAAUUGCUGACUAUGGUAAUCCAAAGUAUUUGUAACACGCUUAAAAUAGUAGUGUGCACCAUUUUGUUAACCUCAAAAUUAGACACAAUUUGCAUAUUUAGAUAUUUAUAAACUCUGGAGUGUUAAGUAAUGAAUAAACAGAUAUAAAAAAAAACAACUAUUAAACUCUUAACAUCAAUCAAAUUUAUUACGUAUAAGGACUGAACGUUAAAUGAAAAUUAUCGCAUGGUUUGCAGGUUUUUCUUUGCUCUCACUAACCAAUUAUAUUCAGUACACUUUCAAACUGUAUGUAUAGGAUAUCGACCGAGUACGAGGUCUUUCUGUUUAGGAAAGACCUGGUCACGAUUUUCAUUUGACACCGAGAGGUCUUUCCUAAACAGAAAGAUCGAUGUACGAGGCCGAUAUCCAACUUACAAACCGUAAACCUAUAUUGGCUUGAGCAAUGGCUGAUCCGAAACAUUUCAUGCAAUGCAAUAUUUUUAACACAACACAUAUACAGGUUAGCUUUCAUCAACGUUCUAUAUACUUUACUUUUCCCUAAAAAAGCUAAAUGUGCAAUUUGUCAAUAAUAAAGUGAAAAGGUCUGUAAUGGAAGGUAUGUUUAAGAAUGAAUAAUUAUGUUGAUAGUAUUUUGUAUCAGAUAAUGCAGAUUCUAGGACAUUUGUCCCCGGACAGUUGCGCCCCCCCCCCCCGGGACGUUUGCCUCUUUAUUUGCUGUUGUCACUUGUAAGAGGUCUUUGUCAGAGAGUAACUUUAUUAACAUUUUAAAAUCGUAAUAAGUAUGCUGUGAUUACUGCUACAUAGUUUCGUAGAUAUGAACUUGAAGCGUCCAUCUUAAUGACAGAAGAACCACUUAGAUAUCUAUUACUUUAAAAAAAAAUGACGCAUUUAAUAAAUGUUAAAUGUGUCCUAACUUUGAUAUGCUAUCCAUUAUUUUUUUUAUUCAAAGAUUUAAUAUAGGGAUGCUGGAAUAAUUGCUUAGUGCAUUCAAUAAACAUUAAUUUGUUUAAAAAAUGUAUCCCGAUUUUGUAAGACAGGAACAUUAUGACAAUCAUUUACAUUUUAUUACAAUUUUAUUUCAUGUUUUCUUUGUCUGCCUAUUUUGUUUUGUUUGCAGGCCUAUUUUUUCACGUGUAUUUCAUGACCAGGGGUCGGUAUCUCGAAGCUAGCAUAACGACUGUUAAGGUUUUCGCUGCUCUCUCGAAGCUUUUAUUAUGAACGAAUAAUCGUUAAUAUGCCCAAUUUUUAACGGAUGCCUAGAGGGUGUCGUAAAGCUCUUGUUGCUAUCACUUUGGCACAAAAGAAAAAAUGCUGCGAUUUUAAAAUAGACAGAAAAUGAUAAUUAUAUCCACUUAUUGAUAAAAAAAAAAGAUACACCUACAUAAAUAUGAUACUUAUUUCUUUUUCUCACACAUCAAACAUAUGUAAGAGCUCUUUAAGUUUACAUAAAGAACUAUAUUUGAAUGCGGAUGAAAAAAAAAAUCAUAUCAUAACUCAUAACAUCGAAAGGAAUAAACUUCGUAAUGUGUAAUUUUGCACAAGAAAAUAUAAAUAAAUACCUGCAUGUACAUAAUGUUAAAAAUGUAACAAAUUCGGAUUUUUUUACAGAAUUAUAUUUGAAAAGUAAACUGUGACGUAAUGAUUUAAUGACAUCAUGAAGAAAAACUUAUUACGUUACGGCAACAAAUAGGCAUGAAAUAUUAUAAUAAUAAUAAUAAUAAUAAUAAUAAUAAUAAUAAUAAACUCUUUAUUUCAUGAAGGUAACAUAUUAAGAAAUACAUAUCUUAUUUACAAUAUGGCCUUCAAUUAAACAAGAUAAUGAAAUUCACAAAUAUGUACACACAUAUCAAAAACAUAAACAACAACCAUUCAAAUUGACAGACACAUGCAUACAUCAGAUUCAUUUAAAUUGUAUAUCAAGUAAAUAUUUUUCAUAUUUCUUUUAAAAGCAUAUAGAGACGAAGACUCUUUAAUAUAUAAAGGUAAAUUAUUCCAUACUUGCAUUGCAUUAUUUCUAAAAGUUCUUUUAACAUAUUUUGUAUUAGAUCUUACAUGUAUUAUGUUUCUCUAAGUGUAUACGUUUUUUCGAGAACACUAUGAUAUCUGAAAUGUAGGAAGGAGUCAACCCUUGUAUAGAUUUAAAUACUAAUAAUGCUGUAUGAUACGUGCAUCUAUUUUCAAAAGUUAACCAGUUUAAUUUAAGGGAAAGCUGUAAAGAAGGCGUUUUAACUCGUUUACACAAUAUUAUUUUUGCUGCGCGUUUCUGCAGUUUAUUCACUUUUUCAAAUUCAGUUUUAUUACAAGUACUCCAUAUAAUACAACAAUAAUCAAAACAAGGUAAAAUAUAAGCAUUGUAAAACAUUUCUUUCAUUUCAGCGGAUAAAAAGUACGAUAUACGCUUUAAGAGAGCAAUUUGUUUUUGUAAUUUAGUACAGACGUGCUUUAU
This is a messenger RNA of Ruditapes philippinarum (Manila clam), 4723 nucleotides long. RefSeq names its product glycoprotein 3-alpha-L-fucosyltransferase A-like. Gene Ontology annotation, cellular component: membrane. Gene Ontology annotation, molecular function: alpha-(1->3)-fucosyltransferase activity. Lineage: Eukaryota; Metazoa; Mollusca; Bivalvia; Venerida; Veneridae. Bases 849 to 2210 code for a protein of 453 amino acids. The record is from RefSeq and is a predicted model, not a curated record. The transcript has 2 exons.